This is a messenger RNA of Beta vulgaris subsp. vulgaris (sugar beet), 676 nucleotides long. RefSeq lists its product as hypothetical. The coding region runs from base 41 to 676 and encodes 211 amino acids. The transcript has a single exon. The record is from RefSeq and is a predicted model, not a curated record. Lineage: Eukaryota; Viridiplantae; Streptophyta; Magnoliopsida; Caryophyllales; Amaranthaceae.
UUUAUCACCCUUUCUUGGCAGAACGGGAGACAAAAGGCAAAUGGCUACUUUGCAGCACUUCACACAUCUACAUCAUCCGCUAAAGAAAAUUUCGGAGGAGAAGGAGUUCAAAUGUGAUGGCUGUGAAAGAUUAGGCAUUGGGCAGAGAUACCAAUGUCAGGAAUGCAGUUUCAAUCUGCAUACGCAUUGUGGCCAUUGUCCUGCUGAUCUUACCUCGUUUAUGCACCCGAAACACCGACUUCACUUGGCCUUAGUGCAAAGGGCACGAGCCACAUUCUCCAAUGACCACACCUGUGAAGUAUGUGGGGAGAGUGUAGGGGGGCUAUUCUAUCAAUGCAAGCGGUGUCAAAUUUAUGUUCACCCACUUUGUAGCCAAUUGCCUCAAUAUGUGCACUAUGUGGCAGAUGUAGGGCACAGUUUAGAGCUACAGCAUCAAGAACAAUCUAGUUCUUGCACAGUUUGUGGGGUACAGUGCAACCACUGGUACUACAAAUGUGGCAUGUGCCCUGUAGUCCUUCAUAUAGACUGCCUAUUAUCAAUGCUUCUACCCCUAAGGUCAACCUACCGCUUACCUUCAUCAUCACAGAAAAAAAGGUCAACAGCUGCGACUUGGUGGUGGUACUGUGCAGCUUCUGUUCUAGCUUUGCAAUUAAUUUACCUCGUAAUGAAAUUCUGA